GAAACAUUCGAUGUUCGAGUUAAUUUAAAAUUAUUUAAAAAUGGCGGCUUCCAUGAUUGGAAAUCAAAUUUUGUCACAAGUUCAGAAUUUGAACUCUGUAAAACCAUUAUACCAGAGAUGCUUAGAACUGGAGAAAGUUUUGAAGAAUACAAGUACAAAGGAAUUAAAGAAUGUGCUGCCUUUUUUACUGGAGAACAUAUUUGGGUAUGGACAAAAUCCUGGCUGGGGGUUAGACUUGAUCAACAGAUCCUCCAAUUCCCAGGACUUUGAUAACCUCAGAAGACUGCUGGCCCCCGAGGGGACCCUCCUGUCUCUAGUGUACAAUCUGAUGACUGAUUCAUUCUACGAAUUUCCAAUAAACAGUCUACCUAUGCCAACACAGCAUUUGAUUGAGGAUGGUAGUUUGCCAAUCUUUUAUGCCAACAAACUUCAGUAUCUGAAUUUUGGCCGACCAGUCAUUGUACUUAAUGCCUAUGAGCUGUAUAUGUUUCACCUUGCCUACCAUCUCGUCAAUCCGAGUGUUCAGCGACACAACUGUAACUGGAGUAACAUAACUGACUCUCUGUACCCUGUACUGAUUGAUGAUUACCUGAAUUAUUUCUUGCCAUUGAAUAAAGACAGUCUCCCUAAGAUGCCCACAGUCCAAGCAGUUGUUCGUAGUCCAGUUGUCCACUCUCCAAUGGCAGGGAAGUCCUUUAACAUGCCCUCCUCUCCGCCUUCCCCACAGCGACCCAGUCUACUGAAGUCGAGCUUUGUGUCAGCCCAGAAGCAGCACGCCCAGACAGCAGCAGUGAUAACUCAAGGGGAGACAACUGAGACCUACCGAUCAGACACUCUCAUACAGGUGUUUACUGAGUUUUGGUUGAACCAGAAUCCCAUCAGCAUUGACCGACAAUCAUUCUCUCAUACAGCCUCGCCACCGUAUGACCUGAGAUUACAAAGAGGACCGUACCAAUACUGGUUUGAGAAUUUCAUGCCCAGCACGAACCAUGUACGCCUGGUGAGAAUGCUGGUGAAACACGUACAUAACUUUGUCAACACCGCUAAACCUGAGGUAGUCUCCUCACCCUAUCAAAGUCACAUCACUUCAACACUAGACGAGUUCAAAAAGUCCCUGAUACCGUACAUAAUACAGAAGAAACUCUAUACAUUCCUCCGGCAUGGCUUUGAUAGAUGGCCGCUGGACUGUUCCUUCAGACUUCUUUUAGAGACAUGGUUGACCUACAUUCAGCCCUGGCGGUACAUUUACAGUAAGUCCCAGACAGGACGGAGGGACAGUGAUGUUGGAGACCAUAAAACAGUGGAGGAAAAAUGGUUUCCCUUUGUGGAGGAUAAUCUGUUGUUUUAUACAGUUCUAUAUCAGGAGUUUACACAGAGGGUGUUCAGGAUGGAUCUUACUACACAGUUCAAUGCCUGCAUGCUCUACAGGGCAAACAAGGUAUAUAGUCUGCCAAACUUAUCAAACAUGGUAUUUAGAGCUGAGAGGGAGAUGUGUAGUGCUAUAAGGCUGGGUCGUCCUGGGAGUCACGACCUGGGAGGGAGCUAUAUCUCCCCGGAGACCAGCGUGUCCCUCCACUCACAGAUCACAGAGCUGGAGAAACCUGGCUUCCAGUACUGCAGAAUGUACAGCGAAGAAAUGAUACAUAUGAUGAAAGCUAUUCUAGGACACAUAGAAGUUGCCAAGCAAACCCUCAUAGCUUAUGAAGAGUCUGUCAAGAAAACCAGAAAAUCGGGACUGGCAGCCAUAUUGGAUGUUUCAUCUUGGUUCCAGGAAGACCAGAGCAUGGGGGAUAUGUCCCCGUCAGAGGUUAAAAAAGUGCAGUCGUACCUGGACACAGCAGCCUCUAACAUAUGCUAUAUAUUUGAGAUUGAAACUCAUCCUUAUGCUUCAAAACAAAUGUCUUCACCGAAUCAAUUUGAGCAGUCCUCCUUUUUGGAGAGCUCUUUAUUGUCGAAUACAAUACCAGACUGUGAAGAAACAGAGGAUGGGUUCACAUUGACACCACAUGGGAGAUACCAGUUGAAGAACAAGAUGAGGAAGUUUGAUGUUGUAUAUCAAGGUGACCCAGAUUUACAGCCAAUCAGAAGUUUUGAAAAUGCCACAUUAGUUCGUCUGUUUCAUCAAUUCUGUAACUUCAUUAAUACUCAGGUAGGUUGUUUCACCUGAGUCACACAGGUGGUU
Messenger RNA from Saccostrea cuccullata (small rock oyster), 2182 nucleotides. RefSeq names its product sphingomyelin phosphodiesterase 4-like. Gene Ontology annotation, molecular function: sphingomyelin phosphodiesterase D activity. Lineage: Eukaryota; Metazoa; Mollusca; Bivalvia; Ostreida; Ostreidae. Gene Ontology annotation, biological process: glycerophospholipid catabolic process; ceramide biosynthetic process; sphingomyelin catabolic process. Bases 41 to 2167 code for a protein of 708 amino acids. The transcript is spliced from 17 exons. The record is from RefSeq and is a predicted model, not a curated record.